CAUACACUCGCUCUCUACUCCACUGCCUAGUGCAGCAAGAAGCAUUUCCUUUGGUCAAAGUCUGAACCAAUCAGCUUGCUCCUUCUUGCGAGGUACCAUUCUAUCUGUGACUUUCAGCGUUCACACGUAGUUAACCUGUUAGUUUGAAAAGAAUCUCAGAAUGAACACCGUUUUGUCGUCUAUUUCCCGACUGCGUGGAUUAACCCACCUACGUAGCAGCGUCCCUACGUCGGAUCUCUCAGCAAAUACCACGUCUCACCUCAGGUUCUUCAGCAGCUGGUUUGCGUCCGGCGCAGCUGCGAGACCUCGGGUUUUCCGACUUCUGGGGCCUCUCCCUUGGCAAGUGGAGAGCGGCGAUGCGGUCCAGCAGCUCCCCUGGCUGCACCAGCAGGUGCGAACCCGCAAAAGAGGCACAGAGUACCAGCCGAACAACAUAAAACGGAUAAAUACACACGGUUGGGUCAAGAGGAUGAGCACGCGGGGCGGCAUAGAGGUGAUCCUGCGGCGUAUGUUGAAGAGACGGAAAUCCCUCUCUCACUGAAGGUCUUGAUGGAGGAUCUGAAGGACCUGGAGUCUUGGGAGGUGCUCAGGAUGCCACUGGAAAUGUCUGUAGUUGGAUAAAAUGGUUAUACUUUGAAAAUGACUGUUCUGACCUCUGAUCAGAACCAAGAACUGCUAUCGUAUAGUUUCACCAACCGGUCAAAAUGUCCUGUUCUAAAAUACAACAUGUAAAAUGUGUUUCAAUUAUGAAAUGUAUCAAAAUAAAAUGAGUUAGCAAAAUAAGGUUUGUUAUUGUGAAACCCAGUGAUGUUUGGAGUUAUGUGUAACACCUUCUCAGUGCUCUGCCCUCCAGCUGUUAGAACUUUGUUUAUUUGCCAGAAGACACCAGGAGGAACUCUUUUCUCUGUAAAGUUUUAGUAGAAUUUGUUUGGCAUUCUGUCUGGAAGUACAAGUUCAUCUCAAUGAGUACAAAUUCCAUCAAAAAGCUUACUUAUUUCAUUCAAUUCAUAAAGCAAUAGUUGCAUGUUUUACAGUGAUGUAUUAAAAGCAUUUCUUAAA
Molecule: messenger RNA, 1059 nt
Organism: Xiphophorus maculatus (southern platyfish)
Lineage: Eukaryota; Metazoa; Chordata; Actinopteri; Cyprinodontiformes; Poeciliidae
Gene: mrpl34
Product: mitochondrial ribosomal protein L34
Exons: 2
Coding region: 161-541 (126 amino acids)
Biological process (GO): translation
Cellular component (GO): mitochondrial large ribosomal subunit; ribosome
Molecular function (GO): structural constituent of ribosome
Source: RefSeq, a predicted model, not a curated record